This is a messenger RNA of Adineta steineri, 783 nucleotides long. Lineage: Eukaryota; Metazoa; Rotifera; Eurotatoria; Adinetida; Adinetidae. The record is from the annotation of a GenBank genome assembly.
AUGUCUGUAUCCUCUACAAUUUGGUUGCUCACAGUCGGUUGGGCUGAUUCAUCUUGCGUUGAUUUUCUCGUUCGUUCAUUUGAAAAUUCCAAGACAAAACUAGAUGUAUACCAUUGGUUUUUUGCACAUAUUCACAAUGUUAUUCUUCGUUUCGAUUAUUCUCCAUUAGAUAAUAUCGAAGGCGAUUUAGAUUUAAUGCAAAUUUUAAACAAAGAUAUUGAUCAUGAACUUUUAAAUAUAAAUGAUUUUGAAGAUUUUUUAGAAUUAAAUUUGACUGAUAUUGAACAAUAUAUGAGAGAAAAUGGUCAAGCACAUGGUAUGGUGGUGACAGUAACUGAAGCAAAAGAACAAUAUUAUAAAACUAUUAUUAUCGAUAAUAAUUUAUCUUCUACACUUUGGAAAGUGACAUAUAAUAGUCGUCCAUUAACUUGUUUACCCCAUACGAAAUUACCGAAUCUUUUUGAUAUUCAACAAUCUACCAGAUCCAUUUCUUUAUGGCAAUUAUAUGCCGAUAAUGAACAUCAUAUUUAUCAGUAUAUAUUUAAGCAUUUAGAUCAAUUUCGUAUUAGUAAUCUACCUACACUGAUGAAUAAAAAACAAGAAGAAUUAAUACAAAUGGUAGAAUUUCCUUUAGAACAAACAGAAUAUCGAAUAAUUAGUGAAAUGAUCAAUAUACAAUGUUGUAAUAUAGCAGGAGAACAUGAACAUGAUGUUAAUGAAGCAGAAAGAUAUGUUAUAUUGGUGGAACCAGCAUUGAAUUUACUGAAUAUAAUCGAUAUUUGA